Callithrix jacchus (white-tufted-ear marmoset) is the source of this 3205-nucleotide messenger RNA. Lineage: Eukaryota; Metazoa; Chordata; Mammalia; Primates; Cebidae. The record is from RefSeq and is a predicted model, not a curated record.
AUGACGGUCCUUUUGGACAUUGAGUUGAAGAAGUUGAACAUAUCCGAGAAGACUUCCCAGCAAAGACUGAGGACUCCUACAUCUGGAAAACUGAAAAAGAGAAAUUACUGUGGCAACCGCCAGAGCAGCCUUAGCAGUGUGCGGGAGCCCAGGUCUACCUCUCAGCCCUACAUGGGGUUGGUCCUGGUGGAGUUACGCAGGGUUGUGGCAGCACUGCCUCAAAAUAUGACAGCAAAUUCUAAUUCUUACGGGUUUCCAUGGGAAUUCGUGAUAUGGGCAGCUAUUGUUGGAUUUUUUGCUGUUCCCAUUUUUUUGUGGAGAAGUUUGAGAUCGAUUAGAAGUUGGCUUUAUGUGAGAAGAGAGAAAAAGCUUGCCGGUGUGCUUUCUGAACUAAUUGACAAAAAAAAAAAAAUUAAAAAAAAAAAAAAAAAAAAAAAAGAGCAUGAAAGCUGUGAAAUAGAGUCAUCUUUAAAGGAGGCCAGCUUUGAGGAGGAGGCAGCAGAGGCACGAAGUUUGGAGGCAACAUGUGAAAAGCUGAACAGGUCCAAUGAUGAACUUGAGGAUGAGAUACUUGGUCUCGAAAAAUAGUUAAAAGAACAGAAAUCAAAACAUUCUGAACAAAAGCAACUGAUGGCAGAUAUUUCCAAAACUAUACAGUCUCUAGAAGAUGAGUCAAAAUCCCUCAAAUCGCAAGUAGCUGAAGCCAAAAUCAUCUUGAAGAUAUCUCAAAUGAAUGAAGAACGACUGAAGAUAGCAAUAAAAGAUGCCUUGAAUGAACAUUCUCAACUUCAGGAAAGCCAGAAACAGCUUUUGCAAGAAGCUGAAGUAUGGAAAGAACAAGUGAGUGAACUUAAUAAACAGAAAAUAACAUUGGAAGAUUCCAGAGUACACGCAGAGCAAGUUCUAAAUGAUAAAGACAAUCACAUCGAGAUUCUGACUGAACGCUUGCUGAAGAUGAAAGACUGGGCUGCUGUGCUUGGAGAAGACAUAAUGAAAGAUGAGAACUUGAAAUUGGCAAUGAACACCGAAUCAGAAGAUGGUGCUUACUUAGAUCAUCCUCCAAAAGGAGCUUUGAAGAAACUGAUUCAUGCUGCUAAGUUAAAUACUUCUUUAAAAAUCUUGGAAGGAGAAAAAAACCAAAUUGAUUUUCAGUUAUCUGAAGGUGAAAAAACAAAGGAAGAGCUUACACAGUGUAUUAAAAAUCUUCAGACUCAACAAGCAUCUUUGCAGUCAGAAAACACACAUUUAGAAAGUGAGGAUCGGAAGCUUCAACAGAAACUUAAAAUAAUGACUCAGUUCUAUCAAGAAAAUGAAAUGAGGCUCUAUAGGAAAUUAACACUACAGGAAAACAGCCAGUUAGAGAAAGAAGAGAAACUUUCUAAAGUAGACAAAAAGAUCGUCCAUGCCACCGAGGAGGUGGAGACCUAUAGAAAGCGAGCCAAAGAUCUCGAAGAGGAACUCAAGAGAACUAUUCACUACUAUCAACGGUGGACUAUUGCCUAUGAGAAAAAAGCACAUCGUAAUCAGUUGGCAGGUCGGACUGCUGAAGGAAACCUCAAUGAUUUAAGGAAAGAAAAUGCUCACAGCAGACAAAAAUUAACUGAAAUAGAGUUUAAAUUUAAACUCUUAGCAAGAGAUCCUGAUGCAUUUGAUGUUCCAAAUAGGGCAUUUGGCAGAGAACAUUCCCUGUAUGAUCCCUCACCAAUGGGUGAAACUUCAUGUGAAACGAGAGCUUUUCUCUGUCCUCCAACUUUGUUGGAGGGUCCACUCAAACUCUCACCUUUGCUUCCCGGCGGUAAAGAAAGAGGCUCAAGAGGCCCAGGGAAUCCUCUGCAUCGUCAGAGUAGCAAUGAAACAGGAGACUCAACCUGUGGUAGGUUACCAGAUCUUCACAGGGCUCCUUCUGACAUUGGGUUCCUGUCACCUCGGUGGGAACAGGACCGUAGGAUGAUGUUUCCUCCACCAGUACUGUGGUUGUAGACAAAUGGGAAAGUAACUUUAUGCUUAAUUAAAUAAAUUGUAGUUUAUUUUUAACAUUAAAAAAAAGUAGAUUAAGUAAGUCCUGAUGUUGCAGACAAUGUAGAAAAACAAGAAUUCCACCUCUGUUGGUAGAAGUGAAGUUCAUAUCAUCAAUUAACAAAGCAAUUUAAAAAUAUUUAAUGAAGACCAGGUGCAGUGGCUCACACCUGUAAUCCCAGCAUUUUGGGAGGCCGAGGCUGCUGGACCACCUGAGAUGAGAGUUCAAGACCAGCCUGGCCAACAUAGUGAAACCUUAUCUCUACCAAAAAUACUAAAAAUUAGCCAGACAUGGUAGCAGACACCUGUAAUCUCAGCCACUUUUGAGGCUGAGGCAGGAGAAUCACUUAAACAUGGGAGGUGUAGGUUGCAGUGAACCAAGGUCACACCAUUGCACUCCAGCCUGGGCAACAAGAGUGAAACUUCAUCUCAAAAAAAAAUAAUAAUAAUCAGGUUGAAAGUGUUCACGCCCUACUACCUAAUACUUCUACAUCUAGAGAAACUGUCACUUUUAUGCUCUGGAAGAGAGUAAAAUGAGAAACAACCUUAAUAUCUCUCAGUAGGUAACAGUUAAGUCAGCCAUACUUAAUUGUGUUAGAUAAAAUGAAAAAAACAUAUCUGCAUAUAUCUAUAUCAUACAUGCUGAAAACAAAAAUGCCAGUGGAAAAAUAACAUGUAAAAUAUGGCACCAUCUUUGUAAAUCUUGAAAACACAAAAGCCAAUGUUAUGUAUUGUUUAUGGCUAUAAAUGAAUGAAUUAAAAUAAAAAGCAAGAAUAGCAAAGAUGACACUAACUUGAUGAACCCAUGACUCUAGGGAUGAAGGCCUGGGGAAAGGCAUGGAGAAGGUCAAGGGGGUUCCUAUUGAGACAUUGUGUUUACUUUUACAAUUUGAGAAAAGUAUGACAGUAUGUUAACAUUUGUUAAUUUGACAGCAGAGUGUAUAUAAAGUUUAUAAGUCUUUUGUUUUCCCAUGGUUUUAAAACUUUUUUCAUAAUUGUAAGCAAAUAUGUAUGAAACAGAACCUCUUUAAUUAGGUACAGUUGGCCUCAUAUCCCUAGUUCCGCAUCCAUGCAUUCAACCAGAACAAAAUGUAGUUAGGGCUAGGUUGGAUGUGUCUAUACUGAACCCAUACAGACCUUUUUCUUAUUUCCCAAACAAUACAGUAUAACAACUAGUUAAAUAGCAUUU